AUGUUGCUGGCGGUUGCCAACGUGCUGGGUUUCCUACUGGCGCAUAUGGUGCUGGAAGAAGGGAGCUUCUCAAGAUGGCCGUCGACCGGAGAACUCCGCAGAGAUUUCUGCAUGGUUUCGUAG
Molecule: messenger RNA, 123 nt
Organism: Spirodela intermedia
Lineage: Eukaryota; Viridiplantae; Streptophyta; Magnoliopsida; Alismatales; Araceae
Source: the annotation of a GenBank genome assembly